Molecule: messenger RNA, 7878 nt
Organism: Lytechinus pictus (painted urchin)
Lineage: Eukaryota; Metazoa; Echinodermata; Echinoidea; Temnopleuroida; Toxopneustidae
Product: cytosolic carboxypeptidase-like protein 5
Exons: 17
Coding region: 210-3812 (1200 amino acids)
Biological process (GO): proteolysis; protein deglutamylation
Molecular function (GO): zinc ion binding; metallocarboxypeptidase activity
Source: RefSeq, a predicted model, not a curated record
AUCACGUGAUAGGUUGCUACCCAAAUUGUUUGAAACUGAUGCUGAUUGAUGUUCGAAAUCGUUGCAUCUCUCUUUGGAUACCGAGUCUGCAGAUUCCAUGAUUGAGAUCUCCAGGAUGAAGCCUUGAAAUGAUUACAUCCAUACUGAAAGCUUGUGCUUCUCCAUAUUCCUAGAAGAUACUUGGUAAUCUAAGCCAGAACUCCAAAGCUAUGGAAUGCCGUCUUGCAGGGCUCCUCUUCACCUCUAAGUUUGACUCCGGCAACUUGGCACGGGUCGAGCGGGUCGGUCCUGAUGAUGAGGAAGAAGGGACCGGGCACCGAGUCGGGGAUGCCAAUGCUGCCCCAGACUACGAAUUCAACCUCUGGACUAAUCCAGACUGCGGAGGAACAGAGUUUGAAAAUGGAAACAGGACCUGGUUUCACUUUGCUGUGAAGGGAUGCCCGAUGAACAAGCUGAUCAAGUUUAACAUCAUGAACAUGAACAAACAAGGGAAGCUGUAUAGCCAAGGGUUAGCGCCGGUCGUCAAGGUCCUACCACAGAAACCCAAAUGGGAACGCAUUAGGGACAGGCCCUCUCAUGAGACCGUGGACGGUCAGUUCAUCCUGUCCUUUACCUAUCGCUUUGAGUACCGCUUCUCUACGGUCUACUUUGCGUUCUGUUACCCGUUCUCCUACACGGAGUACCAGGAGAAGCUCACUGAACUGGACAACAAAUUUAGCAGCAGAAAAUAUGAUUCAGGCUGCCCCAACAGUGCAAUCUACUAUCACCGUGAGCUGCUAUGUCACUCCUUAGACAAGCUACGUGUGGACCUCAUAACUAUCUCAUCUUGCCAUGGAAUAACCAAUGAGAGAGAACCAAGACUUCAUAGACUCUUCCCCGACACGUCUGUAGAGAGGGCGAGGAAAUUCAAAGGAAAGCGGGUAUAUUUCUUGAGUAGCCGUGUUCAUCCGGGCGAGACUCCAGCGAGUUUUGUCUUCAAUGGAUUCUUUGAUUUUAUCCUACGCUCCAAGGACGAAAGGGCCAUUCAACUCCGGAAGCAGUUUGUCUUCAAGCUCAUCCCUCUCCUCAACCCUGAUGGUGUCCAGCGAGGAUACUACCGCACUGACCAACGUGGUGUCAACCUCAACCGUGUCUAUCUGAACCCAGACCCUGAUCUCCAUCCAUCUAUCUUUGCUGCUAAGAGGGUAGUUCUGCACCAUCAUGUGAAUUCCAGAGUGAUGAGGUCAUCGGUUGACUCAACACAGGGUACGGGGAAUCCCCCUGACAGAGGGGAAGUCCCCGAUACUCAUGGGGUGGGGUUGAAUGAACGGACACAGGAUCCUGGGAAUGGGGAUUGCGGGACAGAGGUGAGGGGAGAACUUGGUAGAGAUCAGUUCUUCAUUGAGAAGAAAGGCGAAGGGACUAAUGCAAUUCUUGUUGUGCACCGUGGUGGCAAAAACAGAAGUUCACCUCUUCUGUCCAAUAGUGAAGCGAAUAGACAUUUUCCCGCUGAAGAAGGAUCAAACUCAUACAUUGAUGCAUCAGAACCAAGUAAUGAUCUCAUGUUCUUGCCAAACAGUACCUCCCCUGGUAACAAAGUGGUCACGAGGGAUGACGCAUCUGUGUAUGACUCCGACGUCGAAAGCGACAUGGGCAUAAAAGCACAAACUCCUCUACCCAGCAAUCAAUCAAAUAACAAUGCACAAACAGCGAUACCCUGUGGUGACAUUGAUCCCAUGUCGAUACCAUCGGAAGAAAGUGGUGUAGCAUUCUACGUAGAUCUCCAUGGCCACGCCUCCAAGCGAGGCUGCUUCAUCUACGGCAACUGCCACGAGGACGAGGAUAGGCAGACCGAGAACCUUCUCUUCCCCAAGCUGAUCGCGAUGAACUCCGCACACUUUGAUUUUGACGGUUGUAACUUCACAGAGAAGAACAUGUACACAAAGGACAGAAGAGAUGGCAUGUCCAAGGAGGGGAGCGGCCGGGUAGGAAUCUACAAAGCAACAGGAAUCAUUCACAGCUACACUUUAGAGUGUAACUACAAUUCUGGCCGAUUUGUGAAUUCACUUGCCCCUGCUUCCAAUGACGAUGGAAGGGCGACGCCACCUCCGCUGGCAGGGUACCCACCAAAAUAUGGACCACAGCAUUAUGAAGAGGUUGGCAGAGCAACGGCCAUUGCUGCGCUAGACAUCAAUGAUACAAACCCUUGGUCUCGGUUAGCAGGUACAGAGAAUGGAAGCGUUCACGGUGUAAGGGCAUGGGUUCAACGCUACUUGCGGAGCAUGCGCGGGGCUCCCUCACUGCCAAAGAAAAUGUCGAGGGUCGCUUCCAAAACAUCCAGUCUUGUUGCAACAGUAAUGACUCCACCAAAGCCUAACACCAGAACGGGUCUCCUCCAGUCUGGCAACACCGGCGGCAACAAUGCAAGCAACAGCAAUGUGGCAGGCAAUUCCAAUGCACAACCAAAUACAAGCAACAGUCCAAAGAGAAAUAUGCAUUCCAAACCACUCGGACCUGUAAGAGAAACUAGAGCAUCAAUGGAAAGAAGGAAACACCUGGCAACCCUUCAAGGGACUGGUCUUUCUACAUCCUCUGCAUCCUCUGCUGUCUCUACAGCCACCACCACAACCAUGGGUGUGGCUUCCACCCUAUCAUCAGGGGGCAAAAACUACACCAUCCCCCUCCCCCUGACCCACCACAAACAGUCGCCCCCUUCCACCACCCGAUCCCACAAGGCGGGGCCGAUGUGGGCGCAGAAGAAGAACAAGUCUGACUCGGUGCUGGGGAAGAAUGCGGGCGAGGCGGGCGGGCAAAAGGAAUCGAGCAGCCAGCUCUCGCCGCGGACCCUGCUGUCAAAGUCGACCAACAAUUUGGGCGCGUUCACCCGCCAUGGAGGCCUCCUUGCAUCAAGCACACUGCCCUCUGUUGUUACAGAACUGUUGAACUCUGUCAUGAUCAAUGCGCUGGACGGGUCCAAAGAAAUGGGCAAGGAGGAAUCAUCUGGGUUCCCGAAAGCAUCGGUUGCUCAGCAGAGAACAGCUAUGUAUGUCAAGAACCAUGGGAGCACAAUGUUAUCACCCGCUACAUCUGAUGCUGUACAUACAGUCAAUUUGGAGUUUCCUCCCACGGCACCAUCCGCCCUGUCACCAAAGAGUCACCAGUCUUUGUUCCCGAGGCAUCACAUGACAAUAAACCUUGGGGCAUCAUCCUCAUCAUCAUCACAACCUAUACAGCAUCAUGGCAACGUCCAUGUAGAGGGAGAGAGGAGCGACCUCAAGGCUUUAGGGAGUCUCUGCUUGCACGAAGAAAGUCACCAAGACUCGGCAGACAAGGCUAAAAAGAGAAGGAAGAAGGUGAAUGGACCGAAGCGACGUAGCAUCUCUCACAGCCCUAGCCGUAAGUCCCAGAAGAAUUCCCACCGAACCCUGGCCAAGGGAGGCAAGCACAGUGAGACGUCGGACAGCGACCCAGAGAGAUUGGUGAACCGUAGACAGGAAAGGACAAGGCAGAGGUCAAUUACGAGUAGCCUUUCAGAUCCCACCCCUAAUGAUUUGCAUCCAAUGUCAGAACAUACUUCACAUUUUGCGUCUAAUGUUGAACGCCAGAGAGCCAACACACCAAAGAGGAGUCUCUCGAUCGGCAGUAUCCGAGAACCUUCCUACAUUAAAUCUAAAGUGAACAACACAAUCAAGAAAUCAAACUCUUUCAGUUCAGGACGGAGAGAUUCUAAUGUUUCUUACCAAGUGGUUGAACUGAACGAGUUAUUAAACCGGAAGCAGCCACAGAAAACGCCCAUCCCGAUGAAGAAAAUAGGCUUCUGGGUAGACUUCUAGCUACUCUUUCUUCAACCAUUUUCAUCAUUUUUUUCCAUGGAUGACAAGCGGGAAAAGUAUCUGACCAAUGGUCAAAGCUCUAGACCCCUGUUACUCGAGAUUUCCUACCGGAGACCAGUCUUAGGGCGCCCCGAAACUGGUUCCAAAAAGUUGACCUUAAUUUUUGACCCCCUGUUACACCGGAAUUGUAACGAGUCUCGGGCCCUGAAACAGCUUUCUGUGCGUUUACGCUGACUUACCAAAGCUGUCCUAGAUAGGUUUGGCAUGGCGCAGGUUUGUGUUUAUACCGAUUCCAAAGCAGUCUCGGGGUGCCCCGAGACCGAUCUCGGAACACAUCGCGAGGCAGUCCGAGAUAGGUUUGCUCAGGAGGGGUCUCGGGUAGGUUUGUGUGUUUACACCGGAUUAGAAACCUGCCCGAGACUGGUCUCGUGGCGCCCCGAGUGACAUCUUCCACCAAAGAUAUAUUAUAUGUUACAGCAUAAACAAUCUCUAGCCUUGCUCAAAAUUAUGAAUAUCAUUAUCAAUGAUGCCUCUAUUCAAAUGGAAUGUCCGUUUCUAUUUCAGAAAAAAAUAGCGAUCAUGUUAAACGUCUAUUACAUUAUAUAACCUCACUGAAAGAAAGUUUCAAUGAGAUAUUUCUCUAAAAUAUGCCAAGAUUGGCUCGAUAUUGGAGUGAUGUCUUGGGCUGAUGUUAUUUUAUGUGGUUUUACUAAUUUUAUCCUAUCAAUAAUCUAACACUUCAUGUUCGACUUAUCAGUACUGUAGAAUACCUUUCAAUGAACACUAUGAAUAUUCACAUGGAAAUACACAUAAUUUGAAAUACAUGUAUAUCUCUCUGUAAUACCAAAGUUUGAAACUAAUCAAUUAUACUACCAUUCUUUCCAUUUUCUUUUACUUAUUUAACUACAUUGUAUUGUAGUUACAUACUGCUUUAGAUUAUAAGUACUUGUUUUGUAUCUUGCUUACCUUUUCACCUUUUUAAAGGUCAAGUCCACCCCAGGAAAAUGCUGACUUGAAUAAUUAGAGGAAAAUCAAACUAGCAUAGUGCUGAAAAUUUCAUCAAAAUCGGAUGUAAAAUAAGAAAGUUAUGACAUUUUAAAGUUUCGCUUAUUUUUCGCAAAACAAUGAUAUGCACAACUAGGUGAGUCAGUCGAUGAUGUCCAUCACUCAAUAUUUCUUUUGUUUUUUAUUGUUUGAAUUAUACAAUAUUUCAUUUUUUAUAGAUUUGACAAUAAGGACCAACUCGACUGAACCAUAUAGUAUUAAACAAUGCUAACUCCACAUGUUAACGGAGGAAUUAAUCGUUGUAUCACUUGACAAUGAGGAGAAAAUUAGAAUAUUUCAUAUAAUAAAAUACAAAAGAAAUAGUGAGUGAGUGAUGUCAUCAGUUCCCUCAUUUGCAUACCAGCCAGGAUGUGCAUAUAACUGUUUUGUGAAAUUAAGCAAAAUUUUAAAAUGUCAUAACUUUCUUAUUUUACGUCCGAUUUUGAUGAAAUUUUCAGUGUUAUUUAUGCUUGUUGGAUUUUUCUCUUUUUAUUUAAAUCAACUUUUUGUUGGGGUGGACUUGUCCUUUAAUGUGAGGGAAAUAUGUCUGUACUAUCACCUACACUCCAUCAUUCCAACAGUGUUCUACUUACAUUGAUGCUAUUGGAGUAUUUGUGCACAGAAACAAAAUUUCCAUUUUCACGGAACAACAUGGCCCUGUCUUACAAAGAGUGACGAUUGAUCCAAUCAAUCUUAACUCUAUGGAAAUCCAUCUGUGUCAUAAUUUUUUAUACAGGAAAUUUGCAAAAUGUCCUUUGUAAACAAAUGCAAACACACCAAAUUGUCAAGAAAUCAAUGAAUUUAUGAAAAUGCAUUAUAUCUAGAGAAUUUGUUAACGAACAUGUAUUUUUAUAUGUGGGCGCUGCUGGCUUUCCAUAGUUGAGUUUGAUCAGAUCAAUCGCAACUCUUUGUAAGACAGGGCCCAUGUCUCACAUUAUUAGUCAAACAUGUUGUUUGCGGCCACCUCUCUAUAUCAGCCACCUGCCUACAGUGACCACUAAAACUGAUUCCUAUGGAGGUCCGUUAUGUGUGUAAUAACCUGUUUAUAACAGGCACCUGUCUAUUAACUUCACAUUUGUGUUUCCUGUAAGUUGUCAGUCCAGACAGGUUUCACUGUUCUCAUUUAUUAUCUUUAAUACUUGAAUGCACUUUUAUAAAUUAAUUCUUUUGUGUAUUUUAUGCAUGAAGUUAGGAGGAUUUUAAGUUGAAAAUAUUUGAUUAUCAAUGUAUAGUUAUAGCUUUUAAAAACAGUAUAGGCUUGCCAUCAUUAUACACAAGUGGUAGAUUUUGGGAAUGGCGAGAAUUGUUGUAAAAAAUGAUGCUUUUACUUGUACAUGUAUUUAUGUUUAUUGAUCAAGAAGUAUUCUACAUAAUUCUAUAUUGUUACUUUUAUUACCUUUCAAAAAUUCUUGCCAAUGUAAUGAUGGUAUUACAAAAGCAUGUAUUGAAAAAUCAUCUUUAAACACGUCUUGAUCAGUCGCAGAAAAAAAAUAGCUGUUCAUCUGAUACAUGUCAAUUUAUGAUAAUGUUUUCAGAUUAUGUGAUUUAUUCAAAUAGGAUUUUCAAUAUUUAUCAUUUAAAACUGGCACAGAGCUAUUAAACAGUGCGUCCUAGAAAAAAGGAAACCGAGAUUGCCACAUCUUUUUUCUUUAAAUGAAAAUUAAUUAUAUUUCAUUUACAUCAUCAUACAAUUCAAUUAUUCUUAUACAUCUGGAUACCUUAUAUGUGAUGAACACUUCACACAUUAAUGAGCAAGAUGAGUUUGAAAUGUUUAUGUCAAAAUCAGGUUGCGCUGAAAAAUUGGACAAGAUUGGGUCGUGAUAUGACAACAGUGCUUAUUCGACGAUUGAGUCAUUAGCAUUUCUUUUGUAUUUUCUCUCACUGAUCCCUGAAAUUAGAGUGGAUUCAGAUUCUUACGUGAGUUUCUGCAAAAAUCGUAUGUGAUAGGCCUCAAUAUUUUUUGUUCGUAACCUGCCAUGCGUGAAUGAUUUGCUAAGCUGUUGUAUUCAAAUUAAAGAUGAGAUUCCACUCUUACCAUCAGUAUAGUAAAAACAUGUUGGAUAAUUGUGAAAUAAUAUCUGAAAACGGAUUUCUUUUUUUGUGGGACGCAUUGUAUAGUGUCUAACUUUGCUGCCCAUGUAAUUAGAAUAGUAGAUACUUUACCCUUGAACUAUUUAUUAUGUAUAGUACGUUCUCCUUAAUGCCGUCCUGAAUUUUAUAUUAACAACCAACAUUGUAACUAAUUUAGCCCGUUUUUUUUUUCAUUUCAAGUAUUUAAAGAUAUAUGUAAAUAAGCUGUAUGUAUAAAAGUCUAAAAAUGAAAUAUUUUAAUAUAUUUAUAAAAGAGCAAGGUAUUUAUGGAAGUUUCACUUGUUUUUAAACAGAUGUGGGUAUUCGGUUCAUUUUGUUAAUUUUUCAUUCUAUUUAAUGGUUUUAAAGUUAACUUUUUACAAAAUUAAUUAUUCAGUUCUUCAUUUUUAGUUUUCAUUCUUUUUAAUGGUUUUAAAGUAAAAAAAAUAAUUGUUUGAUGCUGUGAUCAUUGAUCCCAUCCUUUGUUCAUUUGUAGUGGUGAUAUGUUUGCUGUUAACAAGCGAGUAUCUUUUGCGUUUGAAGGGACACAAGAAAUAUGAACCUUUAAAAUAUUUCCCGUAGUAAUAUGACUUUUCUCAUCAAGAGAGAAAAAAUAUUUUAUAAGGUUGAUUUUUGUUUUAGAAAAUCUUUUUGCUCAAAUAUUAUCAAUACAUACUUGUAAAAUAAUCUCUGUUCCCCAUUACAUGUAAUUUGUGAAGUGCAUUUGAAUGAUUAAGAUUUUUCAGAUCUUUCAUCAAAUCUAUGAAUUGGAAUAGUUCAGUAGAGCUUUUUUUUAUUCUGAUCUGUAUUUACCCAUGCAUAUGUUAAGUUUAUGUAUUUGUUUGAUAUGCAGAUGUACAAUGUAUUUAUUUGAAGAGAGCUGGUGGAAGCCAUUCAUAUUAGGUGCUACCCUUUAUGAAUAAAUCAAUUUCUUGUGCUGUGAAAGAAGAAA